Hydra vulgaris (swiftwater hydra) is the source of this 1192-nucleotide messenger RNA. RefSeq lists its product as uncharacterized. Gene Ontology annotation, molecular function: calcium ion binding. Lineage: Eukaryota; Metazoa; Cnidaria; Hydrozoa; Anthoathecata; Hydridae. The record is from RefSeq and is a predicted model, not a curated record.
CGUUUCGGAAUUUGUUAUAAACAUAACUUUCGCUCAGUGAAAACAUGUGUUGAAAAACACGUUUUAUUGACUUUUUUAAAUUAGUUUAAUACAAAAGUUAUAACAAAUUUAAUUUGUUGAUAUAUGUUUUUGACAUAUAUCUUCUCUUGUUAAUGAAUUAUGUCCGGGAACUCUGCUCUCGCAGUAAACAAGUCAGCAGCAGAACAAAAGGAUGAAAAUUUUUUUGAUUUCUAGAAAGGUCAAUUUCUUUUGGCUGUAGAUGUGAACCAAUCUGCAUACUUCGCUAACAGUUUAAAGUGCCUAUCUGACCGAGAUAAUAAAAUGAUAAGAAAAAUAAUUGAGGAAAACUGGGAUGAUGAGGUCCAAAUGGUUUCAAAUUUACUACAAUAUCCUAAUCUCAUACCAGAAGAUAUCAGAGUAAGCUCUAUUAUUAAAGGUCUUGAAGAUGAAGAAAUGCCAUACUAUAUAUUAUCUGCUGCUGUUGGUGCUCAAAAACUCAAAUUAAAUGAAGAUUGCAUGAAGCUCAUUUUUGAUCCAUUACGGAAAGCAGUUUUUAAUGAUCAGGGCGUCAUAAGUAUGAGAGCUUUUACAACUAUGCUGCCAUAUUUAAGUUUUCCUAAUGAUAUUGACCUUAUUUUAAAUAUAAUAAAAAAGAAAAAAUCAGCACUGCAAGACUGUGCUGUUUCAUGGCUAGUUUUGAAAGUACAAAAUAAAACUGAGUUAUUAAGCAUUUUAGAAUCUGUUGACAGCAACACUUUGACAAUUGCCCAAACUAAAAUGGACAAGCACUUACAAAGUUUAGUGGAUGGAACUGAAUCUUCGAUAUCUGUUGAAGUUAUGGAUUUUUAUCCAAAUUUAAACGAUUUUGAAGCCAUGUUGGAUAAGGAAGAUGUCUUGUCUGAAAUAUUUGAUGAACUAACAAAUAACAAAGACAAUACUAUUUCUUCUGUAGAAAUAAAGUCUUUUCUUGAUGAUAUUGGAACAAAUUUGUCAAUAGAGGAGCUUGUAAGUGAGAUGGAAAACAUCGGCACUGAUAAAAGCGGACAAAUUGAUAAAGAUGGAUUCAUAGAGCUGAUGUUCCCAAAGUUUAAAUGUUAGCUCAGCACCAAAGCGUGACACUUUAAAAAUUGACAAGUUAAAAAUUUAACUGUUGCUAACUAAUAGUAUUUAAUAAAUAUAUCUUUAUAUGCUA